Molecule: messenger RNA, 5118 nt
Organism: Gigantopelta aegis
Lineage: Eukaryota; Metazoa; Mollusca; Gastropoda; Neomphalida; Peltospiridae
Exons: 8
Coding region: 303-2624 (773 amino acids)
Molecular function (GO): hydrolase activity, acting on ester bonds
Source: RefSeq, a predicted model, not a curated record
AGACGCUAAAAGUGUUAUAAGCAUCAGGCAGCUUGCUUAUAUAGCCUAAAACGUCAUUAGAUAUUGAGUCUGGACUCAAAAAAUUGUAUAAGCACGGGCCCAGUUCAUAAGUUUGUGUUCACGGAUUAUUUCGUCAAACGAACGCUCUUUACAACUUUGUUUUACGAUUAUUCACGACUUGUAAUGAACGCAGCAUUAAUACGGUGACAAGAAGUUGAGAAUUAUGAUAAAAGUUCACAGAAUCGACUUGAGACAGCAGACCUUUGAUGACAGCAUGACAACUGAAGAUAUGUGCUAACUCAAUGAGCCAUGAUAAAAUGGAGAAGCAGAAUACAUGUGAUGCUGUCCAUCAGCUAGGGCAAGAUGCAGAUAGAAAUUGGCCAUCUCAAGGACUUGGUCUUCAGAGAAGUCAACAUCAUCAAGUGAAUGGUUAUGAUUCCGGUGACAGUUGGAAAGGCCAAGUGGUACCAUGCUUACAAAAUGAUGGUGCUGGUGAAAAAUAUGAAAGAAAGAUUGUGGAUAGUGACAAAAGCUCUAAAUUGUUGCCCCAUGUAUCUUCUGGUGAAGAAGGCAAAAUUUGUUUAAAAGAAAUGGUUGCAGAUGCCCAAACUGGAAAUUCCAAAGUGCCAUCAUACAUACAGUGUGAAGGUGAUGUUAAUAGUCAUAAACUGGGAACAAUUGUAGAUUAUACUGGUGAUAACUCCAUAAAGCCAUUCCACUUGAAUUGUGAAGAUACCAGUGAUAUUAAAAGAAUGGCAAUGAAAAUGGAUUGUAAUGAAAAAGUUCUUGCCUGUAGUUGGAAUAUCCAUACAAAUUGUCCAGUUCAUCGAAGCAGACCUACAGAGUACAACAAUGCUGAUGUCUUCUCUAGAGAUGAACCUCCAUGUGCAGAGACCUCUAGAUUAAAUACUGAUACAUUUGCUGAGAAGAUCUGGUGUAAAGCAGUGCCAGGCAAACCCUGGAGUAAUACUGAAACCACUCCAGUUGCUAAGAUGAACACCAUUGACCACACUGAUAAAGCUAUUGGGACUGGUCCCAUUGAUGGCAAUACAAAUUGGAUGGGCAAUGGUGAAAGUAGUAGUACUAGCCAAGUCAAAACUGGAAUAAAAGAACCAAGUCGUUGCCCUGACUGUUCCUCCUGCUUGUGUUGUAAGCACCAACAUAUCAUGGUACCCAGCAAAAAGCCAUUAGAAAACACUGGAGAGGAAAGAGAUCAGCAUGAUACAACUGGUACAGCUUGCCUAGAAAAAGAAAAUGUGCCUGUUCAGUUGGAUUACAGAAAUAACAUUUACAACUAUGGAUGGCCUUAUCCAUUCUGGCGUGGACAAUCAUGUCCACCUUGUGAGACUCCUAUGUACAUGUAUCCUGGAAUGCCUCAAUGGAUAUAUCCUUAUUCAUAUUCCUAUCAGAAUAAUCGUUCUGAGGAUUUACCAGAUAGGUCAGAACCUGCUUUAAGGUCUACGUUUGCACCUCCAGACACUCCUCGAACACCACAGUCUGUACCUCCAUCCCAUUUAUCUGAAAAUAGCUAUUCGAGAGAAACUGAAUCGCCAAAUUAUAAUUGUCCCAGAUUACCUGAAACGAGAAGUACACCCACAAUGAACAAUAAAGGGAAGCCGUUUAAGAGAAGGUUCCAGGAAUUCAAGGACCAUUAUCCAAGGACUAGUACACCUGAGAAUACAGAACCAUCUAUGUCCAAAUCUUCUGGGUGCAGAACACUUCUCAAUACACCAGCAGACAGCAUCACUUCACCAACGUUUGACUGGAAAGAACGAUUCAAGAGAAAAUAUUUCAAUUUCCCGGUUCCAUUCAUUGACUCUCACUGCCACCUUGACUUACUCUUUGAAAGAUCGGGUUUUACAGGUACAUUUGAUGAGUACAAGCAGUUGCAUCAGGACACAUUUCCUGAGAACUUCUUUGGCUGUGUAGCAAUUUUUUGUAACCCAGCCUCCUUUGUGCCUGAAGGUGGUCUGUGGAAAAAGUUGGCUAUGGACUACAAGUCUAACAUUUAUCUUGCAAUGGGAUGCCACCCAAAGAAUGCUGAGAAAUUUAACAGUGUUUCCUACAACAAUCUUAAAGCUUGUCUUCAACAUCCUAGGGUUGUUGCUCUUGGGGAGAUUGGCCUUGACUACUCAGGAACGUUUUACCAGCACGAGGUGGAACAGAAGACUGUAUUCAUCCAGCAGCUGAAUCUCGCACUGGAAGUGGGCAAACCGAUCGUGAUCCACUGCAGAGAUGCUGAAGAUGACUGUCUUGAGAUCAUGCAAAGGAUUGUACCACGGAAUUAUAAAAUCCAUUGUCAUUGCUUCACUGGAAAUUACACGAGCUGUCAAAAGUGGUUGAACAUGUUUCCCAACCUGUAUGUUGGGUUAACUCCCGUCAUCACCUACAACACUGCCAAGCCUGCUCAAGAGGUGGCCGAGUUCAUUCCACUGGAAAGACUGCUACUGGAAACUGAUGCACCGUACUUUGUUCCCCAUGGGGUUCCACGCAGUCAGCAGCAUGUUUCUCAUCCUGGAAUGGCAAUUACAGUGGCUGUUGAAGUGGCAUACCUGAGAGAUGUUCCAGUUUCAAUGGUGCUUGCGCAUUGUUACAGGAACACAAAGACUUUGUAUGGUAUAUAAUCUAGAACUUCCAACUAGCUGUUAUGAGUAUGUGGACUUUUUAAAUGAACUAUUUGCAAAACAAAUUGUUAUUGAUUUUUCAGGUAUUCCUUUAAGCCUAGAUCACAUUAAAUAAGACUGUGACUGAUUUUUAGUCUGCCCGACGGCAUUUGACAUAACCAAACAUGUUUGGGUCACAGACAACAGUCAUCGUAUAGUGUGAACGGGUCGUGUAAUGUGAUCUAGGCUUUAUAUGCAUUUUGAACGUGUUAAUAACAGAUGGCAGAUAUUGAAUACACAAUUAAAUAUAUUGUUGGGAUUUGUUACAAUAAAAAGCAGAUAAUCCAGUGAUAAGAUGUUAUCAGCAUAAUUUCCAAAAAUUGUUUAUGACCUGUAAAAUGCCUUUACCUACCUUGGAUCACCAUUAAUAAGGUGAUUUGCAAAUCUAGUUGCCUUUUUCCCCAUUAUAAAUGUGUCAUUUUACUUUGUUUUAUGGAUAAUUUUCAAAGUUAUAAAAUGAAGUUUAUUGUUCUACUCUGUUGUACUCUCUUUUGUUUAUUAUUGUAGACAUUUAAUCUUUUGGUGUUUUGUACAUCACCUUAAAUACGUAGCUACUAGUAUUUGGAACAUAAGUUAUAUACAUUUCUCAUGCUAACUGGUUCUCUUUGUAAACCGAUGAUAAUGCUAUAAUUGUGCAGCAGUGGCUGAAAAAAUGCCCUAGGUUUGGUGCAACUGGGGCCUGAAGCAUAACCUUUUUCUCUAUGACAGAAAUUGAUAUUUUUUGUGUUGAAUUUACGAAAACAAUAGAUGACAUUUUCUAAAGUUGGUGCAAACAAGAUGGUGGCCAUUUUCCAAAAUGAUAAUUAAGCUAAUUUAAAAUAAAAAAAAUCUCAAAAUACUUGACAUUUCAAUGGAAGCUUCUUUGGGAUGUAAAAAAAACUCAUUUAUUUGGUUGUUUUGACUGUGCAUGGCCCAAACGUAACCCAUUAUGUUCAUGUAAAUAAUAUGCUAAAUUUAAUGCCCAAACAGAAAAUAGAUUACACUAAAUUAGAUUUGUGUGAACGAGACGCAAUUUUCAGGUUUGUAAUUUAAAAAAAAAAUCUUUACCAAUUCCAGCCAAAUUUCACUGGAAGUUUCCUUGGCACAUGAAAAUACACAUUUGUGAAUUUGGUAAUUUUGACUUCCUAGAGGUCUGAGAGGCAAGGCCCAAAAGGGGAAAAUUAGCCAAUUAAAACAAAUCUUCUCAAAAUACUUGACCAUUACCAGCUGAAUUUCAUUGGAAUCUUUCUUGGCAUAUGGAGAAACAAGUUUUAAAAAAUGGGUAAUUUUGACUCCAGAAGCCAGAGGGGCACACCCAAAUGGGGGAAAUUAAAGCAAAUUUGAAACAAAAACAUUUUCUUGAAUUAUUUGACAAAUUCCUGCCAAAUUUCAUUGGAAGCUUUUUUUGGCGUAUGAAGAAACAAAUUACUUAAUUUGGUCUUUUUGACACACCCUUCCUCCUCCCCCACCACCGGGACUGAUGGGUAGGGCAGAAAGAAUAAAAUUAGGCCAAUUAAAAAAAGAAAUCUUCUCCACUUCCAAAAAUCCCAUUAGCAAAUAGUCUUCAUGUAUGUAAAGGUCAAUGGAUGGAUUAUCUAAAACAUCAGGUCCUAGGGAGGAGUGAAGUUUACUAUAGUUACAGAGAGAAAUGCCAUUUUAGAAAUCUUGCUUACAUCAACUUAAAAAAAAAAUCAUCUUAUUUCCAAUAGCAGUGUUUCUGCCAGAAAGAAAUAUUUGGGUAUGGCCCUAUGGAAUUGAAUAUUUACAAUGUGUGUGCUGCAUGCACCUGCCAUCUGCCAGAAAGAAAAUGGAUUACGUUUAGGGUUAGGGUUAAGAAAAUAAUACAGUAAUAAUAAGUCAUUAAUUUUGUCAAAAGGUUAACUUAAAAAAAUUAAAUCUGCAAAAUGUUUGGGUGUGGCGCCAUACCUAUUUUACCCUCUAGCAGAAACCCAGAUGAGCUUAGCGCCCCAAAGACUAGUUUCCAGCACAGUAACAAAUGCUAUCCAUUCAGGUCAGGUAUAAUUUGUUGUCCCCUGCUGCAGGACUACUCUGCUUAUAGAUGUAGGUCACUGUUAACCAUCACAACUUUUGGGAAAAAUAGUUUGGUGGGUUUUUUUUAUAUUGAUUAAAUUGCUUUUCAUUUGCUUUAUUUACAAGCAUGUAAUGUUGUAACAAAAUGCAUGUUUAGAAGUGGUAGGUUCUUGUUGAGUGAACAUUAAAAAUAGAUAGUCUUUGAAGAACUUUAUUGGUGUGCAUUAUUGUAGAUAUAUUUUAGUUGUUGAAAUAACCAUAUCUGCAUGAUGAAAUGUAGAAUAUUUUUUUACGAGUUUCAAGGAUACAGGUUUAAAAUCAAAUAAAUGUUAUGUAUGUACAUUAACUGCAGUCAGUUCAGUGAAUGGAUUGGUUAUUUUUUAAAGUUUAGUUUUGUUACAUGUAUGGUGCCACAUUCUGAAGUUAAUAAAAAUUCUUAACCCUG